AUGGGAAAUGAAUGUAAAUGCUUUCAAGCAUAUGAAGAACCAACUUAAACAUUGAUCACAAAGAGUGAGAGAUCAAAUGAAAUACGAAAAUAAUUAAUUAGCGAAAGAAAACUCUUAAAAUAAAGGAGACAUAAUACUGAAACAAUAUAUUAGUCAACCAAUAAUUGUAAUCAAAAAUCAUCAAAGUAAUCUCAAAGAAAUGAUGUCUAAGGUUAAUAUUGUUACUUUUAAAGUAUUAACUCUUAUAAAGAGUUUAAUUCACUCUAAAAUCCUUUCUAGAAAUUUGAACCAAGUUAAUCGUUAUAACAUUAAAUUGCAGAGAAGAAAAAGUCUUAUAGUAAUCUACUUUAUGAUGGAGAUUGGGUAUCUAAUUAGAUCAUAAUAGUUAGGUGAGGUUCGAGAUGGUUUCGGUGAAUAAAUUUGGAAAGAUGGAGCUCGUUAUAUAGGUGAGUGGAGAAAUAAUUAAGCUAAUGGUUAUGGUAUCUUUUAUCAUGUUGAUGGUGAUAUUUAUGAAGGAUUUUGGAAGGAUGAUAAAGCACAAGGAUAUGGAGUUUAUAUGCAUAAAGAUGGAUCUAGAUAUGAAGGCGAUUGGGAUUAAGAUCUUUAUCAUGGAACUGGUUGUGAAAUAUGGGUAGAUGGGAGUAAAUAUGAAGGAUUAUAUUCUAAAGGUAUGAAAAAUGGAUAAGGAAUUUAUAAAUGGCCUGAUGGUAGUGUUUAUGACGGAUAAUGGGAAGAUAAUAAAAUGAAUGGUUUUGGUAAAUAUACAUGGGCAGAUGGAAGAUAUUAUGAAGGUUAAUGGAAGAAUGAUAUGAUGCAUGGUACUGGAAUUCAAAUAUGGCCAGAUGGGAGAAAGUAUGAAGGAAAUUAUGAAUUUGAUAAAAGAAGUGGUUUUGGUAUAAUGGAAUGGAGUAAUGGAAAAAAAUACGAAGGUUAUUGGUUAAAUGGUAAAUAACAUGGUGAAGGUAAAAUAAUAAGUGCAAAUAAUGAAACCAAAGUAUGCUAAUGGAGAAAUGGUUAGAGACUUUGA
Molecule: messenger RNA, 1027 nt
Organism: Paramecium pentaurelia
Lineage: Eukaryota; Ciliophora; Oligohymenophorea; Peniculida; Parameciidae
Source: the annotation of a GenBank genome assembly